UCGGCGCGAGCUGCCGCGCGGUACUUAUUUGUCUCCUCCCGGAGCGCGAGGCCGAGCACCCCCCCCUGCUUCCCCGAGCGCGCCCUCUAGCGGCGACAUGCGUGAGAUCGUGCACCUGCAGGCCGGCCAAUGCGGCAACCAAAUCGGCGCCAAGUUUUGGGAGGUGAUCAGUGAUGAGCACGGCAUUGAUCCCACGGGGACCUACCACGGGGACAGUGACCUACAGCUGGAGAGGAUCAACGUCUACUACAAUGAGGCCUCAGGCGGGAAGUAUGUGCCCCGAGCUGUUCUUGUUGACCUGGAGCCGGGCACCAUGGACUCUGUCCGCUCCGGCCCCUUUGGACAGAUCUUCCGUCCGGACAACUUCGUCUUCGGUCAGUCUGGGGCCGGCAAUAAUUGGGCCAAGGGCCACUACACGGAGGGGGCGGAGCUGGUGGAUUCGGUCCUGGACGUGGUCAGGAAAGAGGCAGAGAGCUGCGACUGCCUGCAGGGCUUCCAACUGACCCACUCGCUGGGCGGGGGCACGGGCUCGGGCAUGGGCACGCUGCUGAUCAGCAAGAUCCGCGAAGAGUACCCCGACCGCAUCAUGAACACGUUCAGCGUGGUGCCCUCGCCCAAGGUGUCGGACACGGUGGUGGAGCCGUACAACGCCACCCUGUCCGUGCACCAGCUGGUGGAGAACACGGACGAGACCUACUGCAUCGACAACGAGGCCCUGUACGACAUCUGCUUCCGCACCCUCAAGCUGACCACGCCCACCUAUGGCGAUCUCAACCACCUGGUCUCGGCCACCAUGAGCGGGGUGACCACCUGCCUGCGGUUCCCGGGCCAGCUGAACGCCGACCUGCGCAAGCUGGCCGUCAACAUGGUGCCUUUCCCCCGCCUGCACUUCUUCAUGCCGGGCUUCGCCCCGCUGACUAGCCGCGGGAGCCAGCAGUACCGGGCCCUGACGGUGCCCGAGCUGACCCAGCAGAUGUUCGACGCUAAGAACAUGAUGGCCGCCUGCGACCCCCGCCACGGCCGCUACCUGACCGUGGCCGCCGUCUUCCGUGGACGCAUGUCCAUGAAGGAGGUAGAUGAGCAGAUGCUCAACGUGCAGAACAAGAACAGCAGCUACUUCGUCGAGUGGAUCCCCAACAACGUCAAGACGGCCGUCUGCGACAUCCCGCCCCGUGGGCUCAAGAUGGCUGCCACCUUCAUCGGCAACAGCACGGCCAUCCAGGAGCUGUUCAAGCGCAUCUCGGAGCAGUUCACUGCCAUGUUCCGCCGCAAGGCCUUCCUGCACUGGUACACAGGUGAGGGCAUGGACGAGAUGGAGUUCACCGAAGCCGAGAGCAACAUGAAUGAUCUCGUCUCCGAAUACCAGCAGUACCAGGACGCCACGGCCGAGGAAGGCGAGUUCGAAGAGGAGGCUGAGGAGGAGAUGGCGUGAGCUGGGGAGAGAGAGCUGAGGUGGAGGUGGGGAGCAGGGAGGGAGCAAGGAGAUAGCCCACCCUCUGCCUGUUUGCUUUGACCUCACUUCUGGGGGGAGCAGAGGGAUGGGGCCGGGAUGGGGGGCUUGGGAGUGGGAUCGGGGGGCUGUGCCCCCUCUUCUCCCUGCCCCUUGGGUCAAGCCUGCCCUAUCAGCAGGCGGGAAUCCUGUUCUAUGCUUUUGGUCUCUGGUAACUUAUGCUUUCCUUUCAGGAGAUGGAAGUGCACUAACUACUAACUUAGCUUCUAGGCACUUUUUUUGCGGUGGGAUUGGGUGACGAAGGGACCGGG
Molecule: messenger RNA, 1761 nt
Organism: Tachyglossus aculeatus (Australian echidna)
Lineage: Eukaryota; Metazoa; Chordata; Mammalia; Monotremata; Tachyglossidae
Gene: TUBB4A
Product: tubulin beta 4A class IVa
Exons: 4
Coding region: 98-1432 (444 amino acids)
Biological process (GO): microtubule cytoskeleton organization; mitotic cell cycle
Cellular component (GO): microtubule; cytoplasm
Molecular function (GO): GTPase activity; GTP binding; structural constituent of cytoskeleton
Source: RefSeq, a predicted model, not a curated record